Molecule: messenger RNA, 1913 nt
Organism: Erythranthe guttata (spotted monkey flower)
Lineage: Eukaryota; Viridiplantae; Streptophyta; Magnoliopsida; Lamiales; Phrymaceae
Product: AT hook motif DNA-binding family protein
Molecular function (GO): minor groove of adenine-thymine-rich DNA binding
Source: RefSeq, a predicted model, not a curated record
CUCCUUACUUUAAUUCAAAAGCUCAUCAAGAUUUUCUAAUUUCAUCUCACCUUUUUGUCUUUUACCCUCCCUCCCUCUUUCCUUCAGUCUUUGCUCAAUACUUGUAUUCCUCUCUCUCUCUCUCUCCUCUCUUUCUCUCACACACACUCUCACACUUUCACUCACACACACAGUGUCCCACAUUCUAAAUCUAGGGUUUCAUUUCCCCUUGUUCUUUUUUCUUUUGAUAUGCUCGUAGUUUGAAUUGCUGUUGGAUUUCACAGCGCAUAAAUUCAAGUGGGGUAGGUAGUAGUUUAUAUGGGUUUUCUGCAUUUUCACAACAAGCUUUGAUCUUUGUUCUUGGCGUUCAAUCGGUUUCAAGAUUCAAUUUUUUUUCGAUUCUUGGAUAACCCUUUUGUUACUGUCACGGUUUCAGAUUUGCAAAUUGCGCCUUAAAAGGGGGGCUUAAGGACUGUUUUUUAGUGUGGAGAAUUGACAGUAGUUCAAUUGUGGGUUUUUUCUUGACAAGUAAAUGAAUGGAUGGGAGAGAAGGCAUGACAUUACAAGGGCCGGCAGCUUCGUAUUACAACAAUAGAGGAGGGUUUGGUGGGUCUGUUAAUUCCGGGCCUAGCGGAAAUAUUCAUGGCUCCGGCGGCGGUGGUGGUGGUGGUGGCUCAGCCAACCCACAGGGUGGUGGUGGUGUGAUGCACGCGCCGCCAGUUUUCAAGAAUCUGUCGAAUCCAAACAUCUCACUGCAUCCCCAUGUAGGGAUCAGUGGUGGAAGUGGCUCGGCGUUCCGUGUGGAAAACCCGUCGCCGAAUUUUUCUCAUGGAAUGAGUAGCAUGGCUGUUGCGCCGAGUGGGUCCCGCUCGGGCGGAGAAACGGUGAAGAAGAAGAGGGGUAGGCCUAGGAAGUAUGUACCCGAUGGAGGAGCUAAUAUGUCGUUAGGGCUGUCCCCUGUUUCUGCCGCCACUCCCUCGUCUGAGCGGAUUGCCUCAGGGGAGAGAGCACGAAAGGGGCGGCCGCCUGGCACAGGGUGGAAACAGAAACUCGCUCCUCUUGGCGAAUGGAUGAACGCCUCGGCGGGACUAGCAUUUACACCACAUGUACUACACGUUGAAGUUGGAGAGGAUAUUGCUGCAAAAAUACUAGCAUUUGCACAACAGAGACCGAGAUGUUUAUGCAUCAUGUCAGGUAGCGGAUCGGUUUCGUCGGUGACGCUACGCCAGCCCACGGCUUCUGGUUCCAACAUCACAUUUGAGGGUCGUUUUGAGAUACUGUGCUUGUCCGGUUCGUACUUGCUCUCGGAAAGUGGUGGGCCCCGCAAUCGGACAGGUGGCAUCAGCAUCUCUGUGUGUAGUCCUGACGGCCAUAUGAUUGGAGGUGCAAUUGGCGGUAGUCUUAUUGCAGCAAACCCUGUGCAGGUGGUUGCAUGCAGCUUUGUGUACGGCAGUGCAAAGGCGAAAAACAAAACCGAGUCGGGAGAAACAGACGAAAAAUAUCUUCUAGAACAAUCCGGUGAAAAGUCUUCUGCUAGUCAAACUCUCACUCCCCACUCCGGACCAAGUGGUUGGCCGCCCGGUUUACGACCGGGUAUCAGAAAUCCCGAGGCGGAGUUUGACCUAACUCGUGGAUGAUGAGAAACACUCACACAUGGCGGGCGGUUUUUUUUGUAUAAAUAUGCGUAUGAAUUUGUGCUAACUUAUAUCAUCAUGUAACAAAAUAUCGCUCCUUAGAAUUUUUAAGAAAAAUUAGCAAUUGGUAGAGAAUUUUAUGGUGGUUAUUGUAAUAGGUCUAGUAUGUUGUUGUAAUUGGUCAAGUGUUAUCUUGUAGAAGAAAUUGUUUUAGUAAAUUGGCGGAAUUUGUUCGUCUUUAUUCGUCGGUACUUUGGGCGGAACCCUAAUAGUGAAAAAUCCGUGAGCAUUUCGGCUAUA